AUGGCUACCACCGCAGUGAAUGCUGGCUCAAGUGCACCUCCCUUGAACGCCUCUAUCGCUACUUCAGCGCCAUCGGCCGCCACCGACCAUAAUGCCCAGUCCCAUCUCAAGCUUACGGUUGAGUUUACGGGCGGACUCGAGAUACUCUUCAACAAUGUCUCACGGCAUCGGAUCACUCUACCUGCUACCAUGCCGUCAUCAAGUGCGACUACGCAGACAUCGCCUUCGGUGAAACCGACGACAGUUGGGUAUUUGAUCAAGUGGCUCCUCGAGAACCUCCUGCGGGAUCCAAGAAAGGAAUUGUUCGUCGUUGAUGGCACCGUACGGCCAGGCAUCCUGGUUCUCAUCAACGACGCAGACUGGGAGCUGGAGGGUGAGGACAAAUACGAGCUCAAGGAUGGCGACAAUAUCCUAUUUGUCUCUACAUUGCAUGGUGGAUGA
Molecule: messenger RNA, 441 nt
Organism: Cyphellophora attinorum
Lineage: Eukaryota; Fungi; Ascomycota; Eurotiomycetes; Chaetothyriales; Cyphellophoraceae
Product: Ubiquitin-related modifier 1
Exons: 2
Coding region: 1-441 (146 amino acids)
Biological process (GO): protein urmylation; tRNA thio-modification
Cellular component (GO): cytoplasm; nucleus
Molecular function (GO): protein tag activity
Source: RefSeq, a predicted model, not a curated record